AUGGUCUUCCAAUCUCACCCUGAUGCGCACAUGGUUGACGCAGCAGACAUCGAUGCGGACAUGAACGACGACUCGAAGACCAUCACUCACUCCGCUGACGCAUCAAUCAACCUGGAGGAUGCGGUUGCGAGGCUGGAGCGGUCUAUCCUUGUUGGGUACCGCAUCUGCGACGGAUGCCUCCGCGACAACCCUCAGGCGCACCUCCCCGCUGGCGGCAGUGCACCUCCCCCCGCCUAA
Molecule: messenger RNA, 237 nt
Organism: Dichomitus squalens LYAD-421 SS1
Lineage: Eukaryota; Fungi; Basidiomycota; Agaricomycetes; Polyporales; Polyporaceae
Exons: 2
Coding region: 1-237 (78 amino acids)
Source: RefSeq, a predicted model, not a curated record